AUGCCCAUAGACCUGGGUUACACAUGUGUCUGCAAGAGACACAACGCUGGUCGCCCCCAUGCUCUCUCUCGCUCUGCGUGGUACAAACACUUAAAAGCAGCUGAAAAAGAGGAAGAAAAGCAGGCUAUUCGCGCCGGGAAACUCUCUCUUGAUUUACAUGCGCAGCUUCAAGCUCACGUCGAUACCCACGGUGCAUCUUCUUCGAGUUCUGGUCCGUCUCAAAAUAUUGUUGCCAGUGGGGCAGAUAGUACAUCGAGCUGUCUGUCAAAAAGACCCAAUGACUCUGAUGCAGCCCAAACAAGUCAGAAGCGUGUACGCUUGGCUACCCCAUCAUCUUCGGAUGGAGGACAGAGUGGCCGUGACGAAGAAGAGCCCAGCGCACCUGCCGGAGACGACGAUUGGGAUUUCUACGCUGGACAGGGCGAUAGAGAUGAUGAUGGACAGGGCAGAGCACCUGUGGCUGACGAAGAAGGGCCCAGCGCACCUGCCGGAGACGACGAUUGGGAUUUCUACGCUGGACAGGGUGAUAGAGACAACACUGGACAGGGGCACCGUGAUUUCGAUGGCCAAGGUGAUGGUGAUUUCGACGGACAGGUUGACAGACAGGGUGAUGAGCAGGUUGAUGGCGAGAAUAACCUGCCAGAGCAUCGGGUAUCACCUGUCCCCCAACUUGACGAACCAAAUCGCAACAGCUGGGAGUUCAUUUUAGCACUGCGGUCUGCGUCAUUGGAUGAUGCUGUUGAGAAACUUGAUGAAGAGGCCAAAAAUAAUUUACAGGACCCUCCUCGUGCUCCUCCGAAUAUCAUUGAUCCUAUCAUUCGUCAUGCAAUCUCAACCUACUAUGCUCUCGAACACUCGUCGCAGAGUGCCUAUGAACACAUUCGUGCUUCUACGGCGCGACCAAGGAAGAAUGCACGGAACCUUUGCGCCUUUCGCUGGCUUAAACAGGUUAACACUGCUGGUUCCACCAACGAAUUCAAUGCCUAUUAUUCCAAGUUGAACGAGGCGCAGAUCCAGUCUUAUAAUACCGAGAUCAAUCAGCUAGAACGAGACGCAGGCUGGACGAAGAACGGCGACAUCGUCGACGGGACAAUGUAUUAA
Suillus paluster is the source of this 1101-nucleotide messenger RNA. RefSeq lists its product as uncharacterized. The record is from RefSeq and is a predicted model, not a curated record. Lineage: Eukaryota; Fungi; Basidiomycota; Agaricomycetes; Boletales; Suillaceae. The transcript has 6 exons. The coding region runs from base 1 to 1101 and encodes 366 amino acids.